UUAAAGUUGGAAGUCUGCUUGGUAAAGGAUCGUUUGCUGGUGUCUACAGAGCUGAGUCCAUUCACACUGGUUUGGAAGUUGCAAUCAAAAUGAUAGAUAAGAAGGCCAUGUGCAAAGCAGGAAUGGUGCAGAGAGUCCAGAAUGAGGUGAAGAUUCACUGCCAGCUGAAGCACCCUUCCAUCCUGGAGCUUUAUAACUAUUUUGAAGACAGCAAUUAUGUGUAUCUGGUAUUGGAGAUGUGCCACAAAGGAGAAAUGAACAGGUAUCUAAAGAACAGACGGAAACCCUUCUCUGAAAACGAAGCUCGACACUUUAUGCACCAGAUCACCACAGGGAUGCUGUAUCUUCACUCUCAUGGUAUAUUGCACCGAGACCUGACACUUUCUAACCUCCUACUUACUCGUCAUAUGAACAUCAAGAUUGCUGAUUUUGGGCUGGCAACACAGCUGAAGAUGCCACACGAGAAGCACUAUACGCUAUGUGGAACGCCUAAUUACAUUUCACCAGAAAUUGCAACUCGAAGCGCACAUGGACUCGAAUCCGAUGUUUGGUCCUUGGGCUGUAUGUUUUAUACAUUACUUAUAGGGAGACCACCUUUUGACACAGACACAGUCAAGAACACAUUGAAUAAAGUAGUACUGGCAGAUUAUGAAAUGCCAACCUUUUUGUCAAUAGAGGCCAAGGACCUUAUUCACCAGUUACUUCGUAGAAAUCCAGCUGAUCGUUUAAGUCUGUCUUCUGUAUUGGACCAUCCUUUUAUGUCCCGAAAUUCUUCAACAAAAAGUAGAGAUGUAGGAACUGUGGAAGAUUCGAUGGAUAGUGGGCAUGCCACAAUUUCUACUGCAAUCACGGCUUCAUCCAGUACCAGUAUAAGUGGUAGUUUGUUUGACAGAAGGAAACUUUUGAUUGGUCAGCCACUCCCAAAUAAAAUGACUGUAUUUCCAAAGAACAAAAAUUCAAGUGACUUCUCUUCUUCAGGAGAUGGAAGCAGUUUUUAUACUACGUGGGGAAAUCAAGAAGCCAGCAGCAGCGGGAGGGGAAGAGUGACCUCAGACGCAGAAGAAAGGCCCCGGUCGCGCUACCUGCGCAGAGCCCACUCUGCCGAUAGGUCCGGCGCUUCCAGUGGUCCAGCUGGAGCAAAGAGGUCCACGAUGGAGCGGUGUCACUCAACAGAAGUGCUUUCAAAGCCCAAAAGAUCAGGAGUGGACGAAAAUGAAGAGAGAUACUCGCCCACAAACAGCAGUGACAAUGUUUUUAACUUCUUUAAAGAAAAGGCGCCUGGUAGUUCUGGAUUUUUUGAAAGACCUGAUAACAAUCAAGCCCUCUCCAAUCAUCUUUGUCCAGGAAAAACUCCUUUUCCAUUUUCAGACCAGACACCUGAGACCGAAAUGGUGCAACAGUGGUUUGGGAAUAUGCAAAUAAAUGCUCAUUUAAGAGAAACUACUGAAUACAACAGCCUCAACCCAAACCAGGAUUUCCAGGGCCCUGCAGAUGUGCAGAAGGGCACAUUAAGGAAUGCCUGGACCGGUGUAAAAGCCAAAAAGAAUUCCGAUGCUUCUGAUGAUGCGUAUUCUGUAAAGCAGCUGAAUGCCGGGAAGCACAGGACUGCAUUUCACAGUCAACCUGAGAUGAUGCAACAGGAAUCUGUUUUUGGCCUGGAUCCUUUUUCUGAGGCGAGCAAGACUAGGGGUGUGGAGCCACCGCUGGAUUAUCAGAAACGGACAUUACGAAGCAUCACGUCUCCUUUGAUUGCUCACAGGUUAAAACCAAUCAGACAGAAAACCAAGAAGGCUGUGGUGAGCAUCCUUGAGUCAGAGGAGGUGUGUGUGGAGCUGCUGAAGGAGCAUGCGUGUCAGGAGUACGUGAAGGAGGUCCUGCAGAUAUCCAGGGACGGAGAUGCGGUCACUGUCUAUUACCCACAUGACGGGAGAGGGCUUCCUCUUGCCGACAGGCCGCCCUCACCUACUGGCAGCAUCAGUAGGUACAGCUUUGACAACCUACCAGAAAAGUACUGGCGAAAAUAUCAGUAUGCUUCCAGGUUUGUAGAGCUCGUAAGAUCUAAAUCUCCCAAAAUCACUUAUUUUACAAGAUAUGCCAAAUGCGUUUUGAUGGAGAAUUCUCCUGGUGCUGAUUUCGAGGUUUGGUUUUAUGAUGGGGCAAAAAUCCACCAAACAGAAGAUUUCAUUCAGGUGAUUGAAAAGACUGGGAAGUCUUGCACUUUAAAAAGUGAGAGUGAAGUUACCAGCUUGAAGGAAGAAAUAAAAACCUACGUGGACCAUGCUGCUGAGGGUCAUCGUGUUUGCUUAGCCCUGGAAUCUGUCAUUUCAGAAGAGGAGAGGAAGAGCAGGAGUACAUCCUUUUUCCCAAUAAUCAUAGGAAGAAAACCUAGCAGCACUAGUUCACCCAAGGCCUUGUCGCCUCCUCCACCUGUGGAUCCCAGCUACCCAGCGAGAGAGAGGCUACCUUUGCAAGGAUGGGCUCUGGACAGCGCGGCACCUCCAGUGUGGGCAUCAACACUCGGUUCUUCUCGGGUUGCAGAUGAAGGACUUGGUCUUCCAGCUGCAGCUUCGGGAGCAGGCGCCUCUUCCGGCGGUCUCGAGGAGGGUCUCCCCAAGUCGGCACAACUUCUGAAAUCUGUUUUCGUGGAAAAUGUCGGGUGGGCUACACAGUUGGAAAACUCGACAUUGCUGCUGAUAUAUGGCUUGCUGGGGCCCAGUGACCGAACCAACACGGAAAGCUUCAGACUCGCAGGCCGCCCCGUAGGUGCGAGCCCGUGUGUGCAUGUUGUCCGAGGCCUGCCGCUGGGGGCCCUUGAGCCGGGCGCGGGGCCUUCGCUUUCCGGUGGCGUCGGUGCAGCGCAGCCCAGCCCUUGCGGGGUAGCGUUCGCUGGAAGCCGCUGCUGGCGCCAC
Carlito syrichta (Philippine tarsier) is the source of this 2909-nucleotide messenger RNA. It is a transcript of the gene PLK4, whose product is annotated as polo like kinase 4. The record is from RefSeq and is a predicted model, not a curated record. Gene Ontology annotation, biological process: protein phosphorylation. The transcript has 15 exons. NCBI's taxonomy places the organism in Eukaryota, Metazoa, Chordata, Mammalia, Primates, Tarsiidae. Gene Ontology annotation, molecular function: ATP binding; protein kinase activity. The annotation marks the transcript as partial.